Messenger RNA from Solea solea (common sole), 1893 nucleotides. RefSeq lists its product as uncharacterized. Gene Ontology annotation, molecular function: GTP binding. NCBI's taxonomy places the organism in Eukaryota, Metazoa, Chordata, Actinopteri, Pleuronectiformes, Soleidae. The record is from RefSeq and is a predicted model, not a curated record. The transcript is spliced from 8 exons. Bases 287 to 1345 code for a protein of 352 amino acids.
UACCUGGACCUUGUCACGGCAUUGUUUUGCCACACAGCAGCACAAACUAAGAGGCUGUGUUCCUGUGGAGGGCAGGCCUGCGCAGGCGAACGCCGCCACACAGCAGCAGGAAGAAGAGAUCAGCAUAUGACUUUGAGCACAUGUGAGUCACAUCAACUAGUGAGUCAGAUGGUUUUCCUGGAGGAGGAUUAUCACACUUCACACCAGGGCUUUUAUACUGAAAGUUCACCCGGAGCCUCAGUGCUGCCAUCUAUCUUCUGGCUGAAAGUCUGAGAAGUGCUAAAAAAUGGAAUGUCAGUGUGAAAAGGACAACGCUGGGGAGGCUGUUGCAGGUUGGUGGAUGGGCACCAGCAACGUCCAGUUAGGAGCUUUCACCGUGGUUGGGUAUCUUCUCUACAGAUUCUCUCAGACUCUGCCUGCUCUGAUUCGCUGGCCGAUUCGAAUUUUCUGCUCUUUAACCGGUCUGUCAGCUCUGUGGAGCUGGGUGGGGCGCCUCGUGGGAACAAUACGUGGAAUCCAGAACCUGUUUAAAUUUCUGUCGAGAGCGUGGCGCUUCAUCAUACGUAUUUCCCACAAGUUCAAGUGGCUGUCAGCAGUUAUCAAAGCUAUCACAGGAUCAUCUGGAGAUGAAGCCCAGGGGUCAGUAGGCAGCGGCAGUCCCAGAGACCCAGGUUUGAGGCUGAUCCUCCUUGGGCCCAGUGGAGGAGGACGAACCUCCCUGGCAAACACGUUGUUGGGCAGCAAAGUCAGAAAAUCACCCGUGGGUCCUCUGAUGGAAAGCACCCAAUCUACGGCAGUGGUGGACGGCAGAGAGGUUACAGUGGUCGACACCCCAGAUCUUCUGGGUCCAUCGCUUGGGGGCAACAGGAGAGCGAAGGAGGCUUUGAGGAGCCUUCAGCUGGUCAGUCCUGGACCACAUGCCGUCCUGCUGGUGCUGCAGGCUCCACACUCUGGCAGGGGGAUCAACCAGGAUGCUCACCGUGCGAUCCAAGCCACCAUGGAACUGUUUGGAGACGAGGUCUUGGGGCACAUCAUCCCUGUGCUCACCCACGUUGACCUCCUGGGUGGAAAACCUACUACUGUAGAUCAGCUGCUGGAUGUGGACACUGAUCUGAGAAGGACUGUGUCUCUGUGCGGGCAGAGGCCUGAACUGGUGGACGACAGGCCAGACUGCCCCCCAGAGGCACAGAGGACGACGAGCAGGCAGCUGGUGGGGCGUGUGAUGGAGAUGAAAGAGCUGAGGGGGCAUUUUGUCCACGAGCUGCAGAGAAGGGAGGAGCGCUUCAGGGAGGAGGUGCUGACUGACAUGGCAUCUGCACUGGCAAGAAAACUGGGACACAUGUGAACAUGGGGGGGGAGGAGGAGGAGGAAGAGUUUAGUGUUGCUGUUGUGUCUUUCUGUGCAAAAACAAACGUGCAAUUUUGAUUUUUAGUGCAAGACUGAUUCUCUGCCUGAGGUAUUUCCGUCUCUCCGCUGGUUCACCGCUCUUCCAAAUGAAUUUACUACUGCUGGCGUUCGUUUUGGUUCUCAGAGUGCCACACAUGCUUUUGGUUGGACAUCAUGGUCACACCAAUUAGAUUUUACUAUUUUCAUGCGUCAUAAUUCUUCAGUUUUUGCAUAUGUUUUUGCAUGAGCUUCGUGCUUCGUGUUUUCAUACUCUUCUCCACUGCGUCACCCGCCUCCUUCUUCUAUAAUUCAUAAAGGAUAUCAAACUUUAAAGACGAUCAGGGUAUAAUGAACAAAAAGUCAUAUUGGGAUAAAGCACGGCAGCCCAGCUCGUGCUUUGUCCAGGAGCUUCUGUGGAGCUUUGUGCAGCUUCAGAGAAAGUUUUCCGACAUAAUUGUAGGAUGAACAUGAUCCCAUUUUAAAGAUACAAUAUGGAACUUUUCUGCA